This is a messenger RNA of Benincasa hispida (wax gourd), 1411 nucleotides long. It is a transcript of the gene NAC020, whose product is annotated as NAC domain containing protein 20. The record is from RefSeq and is a predicted model, not a curated record. Gene Ontology annotation, biological process: regulation of DNA-templated transcription. Gene Ontology annotation, molecular function: DNA binding. Lineage: Eukaryota; Viridiplantae; Streptophyta; Magnoliopsida; Cucurbitales; Cucurbitaceae.
ACAAAAAUUCAAAUUUUGAGAGCUUCUAUUAUUAUUAUUAUUAUUAUUUCAAUGGCGCCCAUGACCCUCCCUCCAGGGUUUCGCUUUCACCCAACAGAUGAAGAGCUUGUUGCUUACUAUUUGGAUAGAAAGAUCAAUGGCCGCUCCAUCGAGCUCGAGAUCAUUCCCGAGAUCGAUCUUUAUAAGUGCGAACCCUGGGAAUUACCUGAUAAGUCGUUUUUGCCGAGCAAAGAUAUGGAGUGGUACUUCUAUAGCCCUCGGGAUCGGAAGUACCCGAAUGGGUCGAGAACGAAUCGGGCAACGAAGGGCGGAUAUUGGAAGGCCACCGGGAAAGACCGGGUGGUUCAGUCGCAGAAACGAGCGGUUGGGAUGAAGAAGACUUUGGUGUAUUACAAAGGAAGAGCUCCUCAUGGGGUUAGAACCAAUUGGGUUAUGCAUGAAUAUCGUCUUCUCCAUUCUCAACUCGCCACAGCAACAUCAUCAUCUCCUUCGACGAAGGACUCCUAUGCAUUAUGUCGUGUAUUCAAGAAGGCAACUAUAGUACCGAAAUCCAUCGGGGAAAAGGCAAAUGGAGUCGACAACAAAGCACCGGUGUGGCAAAUGGCGGACGAGCAAGAUAUGCAGGUUGACGACGGUGGUGCGCCAGAAAGUUCGAGAGGAGGGAUAGAAAGCAAUGAAGAUGGUGAUAGUUUUGAUCACUUCCUUUAUGAAUGUAACCCUAAAAUCUUCAGCUCUGAAAACUCGUCCUCCGAUCUCACACAAGGGAAUGUCGCCGACGACUUUCCGGUGCCAGUGGCCUCCGAUAAUGAAGCCAAUAGUUCAGCUAAUAAUCUGUAUCCAAUUCACAUGGACUGCCCUUCAAACUUUAUGCAGAUUCCGAGCAAUUUCAUCGACCAUGAGAAUCUUCAGUAUCAACAUCCAUACUAUCCGCCAUUAGAGCUCGAGGACUUCCCUCAGCUGAAUAUAAUGGGGGAAACAAAGUCGUUAAUGAAGCCCGAGUGCAUUGACGAGUACAUGAAGUCGUUCGAUAAGUUUCGAGACUCCAUGAAUGGAAGUUUAGAGGAGAUUUUGUCUCUGUGUAGUCUUCCCAAUAUGCAAGAUGAUAAUCAUAAUCUCCAACAACACUCUUCCUUAUUACAGUAACGUAAAAAACACAAAUUCAAUUUCCAAAAAUUAUUACUUACGUUUACUGUACAUUAUAAAUUUACCGACAACAAUUCAAUUUUACACCAAGUAAAAAUCAUCAAUCUCCAAAAUAUUAUGCAGAGAGAGAGAGAGAGAUUUUAUUUUUGCAUGUUGAGAGAGAGCUGACCAAUCAUAAUAUUUAAAUUAAAGCUUACUAUAAGGGGAUUCCAUGUAAUGGGUUUUUUUUAGGCACAUUUACAUGUGUAAUAGAGUGAUGUUUGUUUGU